AUGUCAAACAAUUAAAUCAUAUACUAAUAGUAAGAAGAACAAAGAUCUCUCUUUUCUCGAUUGUGUGCUUGUUUGCAAAUAUUUAAUGGCAAAAAGAAACGAGGAACGCAAAAUCAAUAUCAUGCAGAAAUUGACACACCCAAAUCAUCCUUCAUUUUUGGAUAAAAGAAAACUAUUGUCUUGGAUUUAGAUGAAACAUUAGUGCACAGUCAAUUUCAGCCAAUGGAUAAUUGCGAUCUUUGCUUAGAUAUUGUCGUUUAAUCAUAAAAUUUCAAAGUUUAUGUGCUUGUACGACCUGGGGCUAAACAAUUCAUUGAUGAACUAAGCAAUUUUUAUGACAUUAUCUUAUGGACUGCAAGUCUCAAGGAAUAUGCUUAGCCCGUGAUGGACUUUGUUGAUCCAAACAAGAAGGCCAUCGAUAGAUUAUUUAGAGAAAGCUGCACCAUUAUCAAAGGGGGAUUGACUAAGGACCUGAGUAUAUUGGGCAGAGAUUUGAAAGAUAUUAUCAUUGUUGAUAAUUCAAUCCUAUCAUUCACACUGAAUCCAGACAAUGGUUUCAAAGUCAGGGACUUCUUCUAUGAUAAAUCAGAUAGAGAACUUGAAUAGAUUCUCCCAUUUUUGGUCUGGAUCUCAUAACUUCCUGAUGUGAGACCAGUGGCUACAUAAUAUCAGUAAUUUAUAAAUUCAUCUCCUGAAUAGUUAAAUGAACGAAGGAAUGGCAGCAUUGUGCCACUUGAUCAACAAAAGUUUUCAAGUCUCUCCAGAUCUUUCACUAUUCAAAGGGAAAAAAUCAAGAAAGCUUCCAUAAUUAGAACUUUAACACUAUCUCAAAAUGACGAUGAGGAAUUCGAUGAAAUUGUCAUCAAAAAACAAAUCAAAUAAGGUGUCAUCUCAAAAUAGGAUCAAGCCAAUGAUAGUGAAAAGGAGACAUUUGAAAUUGGUAAUUGA
Paramecium tetraurelia is the source of this 948-nucleotide messenger RNA. RefSeq lists its product as uncharacterized. The record is from RefSeq and is a predicted model, not a curated record. The transcript is spliced from 5 exons. Gene Ontology annotation, molecular function: phosphoprotein phosphatase activity. Lineage: Eukaryota; Ciliophora; Oligohymenophorea; Peniculida; Parameciidae.